UCCGUUUGUUAUGGCAACACCGGACUUAGCGGUGUGUCAAUAACCUGUAUAUGUUGCAUUUCCAAUGCAAGCACUCAAGAGUCUUUGCCCCUCUUCAAAGUCACUUAGGUCAACUAUCAUUUUCUCAAUACUAGAAUUCAAUUAUAAAAGAAAGAAGAUUAAAAAAAACAUUGCGCUUGUUUAGUAUAAAUAUAGGUUGACGGAGUAGGGAAAAGAGAAAACAUCAUAGGAGAGUUUAUUUCCUUUGUAUUAUUAGAGGAAGCUAGUGGUGAUGGGUGUCUCAAGGAGAAAUUGCUUAAUAUUUUUUGUGUUGCUUUCGUUUGCAAUGAAUAUGGAAACAAUUUCAGAAGCAGUAACAGACAAUCUGAGCUGCAACUUUCUGAGCAGUCCAUGCUUUGGGAAGAAAAUAAAAUGCCCUACUCAGUGCCCUCUUAAAUCACCCUCUGACCCAAAUGCCAAAGUUUGCUCUCUUGACUGUGCUUCUCCCGUAUGCAAAACUCAGUGCAAACAUCGCAAACCAAACUGCAAUGGUCGCGGAUCAGCAUGCUUAGACCCACGCUUUAUUGGAGCAGAUGGAAUAGUUUUCUACUUCCAUGGAAGAGUCAAUCAACAUUUCACCUUAGUAUCCGAUCAAAAUCUCCAAAUCAAUGCACGUUUCAUUGGCCUAAGGCCGAAAGGUAGAACAAGAGAUUAUACAUGGAUUCAAGCACUUGGAGUCCUCUUUGAAUCUCACAACUUCAUUGUUGAAUCAACCAAACCAACAAAAUGGGAUCAUGAAAUUGAUCAUUUGAAAUUCUCUUACAAUGGAGAGGAACUUCAUGUUCCACAAGGUUACCUCUCUAAAUGGGAAAUUCAAGAAAAGAAAAUUAGUGUUGAGAGAACAUCAAACACCAAUAGUGUUGUCGUUAAUGUUCAUGGGAUUGUGAAGAUAUAUGUGAAUGUUGUGCCUGUAACUAAGGAAGAUAGUAGAAUUCAUAACUAUCAAAUUCCUGAUAAUGAUUGUUUUGCUCAUUUGGAGGUUCAGUUUAAAUUUUCUGAUCUGUCUUCGAAAGUUGAAGGUGUUCUUGGGAGGACUUAUCAGCCUAAUUUUGAAAAUCCAGCAGCUAAGUUAGGUGUGGGGAUGCCGGUGGUUGGGGGUGAAGAUAGAUAUAGAACUACAUCACUUCUUUCUGCUGAUUGUGGUGCUUGUUUAUUUGUUCCCGGUGAUAAUUCCAAAAACAAGAACAAUGUGAUUGAACUAGUGUUGCCAACAGUGGGAAUGGUAUAGUUUGCAAAAAGAUAAAUGGUUUAUGUUUGUUGAUGUUGUUUGUGAUAAUAUUAUUGCUUUCUGUCUGUCUUGUGUUAUAUAAAAAGACAAGUGUCUGUCAUGGAUUUACCUUGAAUAAAAAGUUCAAUGUUUUAUUUGUUUA
This is a messenger RNA of Lathyrus oleraceus (garden pea), 1409 nucleotides long. RefSeq lists its product as uncharacterized. Lineage: Eukaryota; Viridiplantae; Streptophyta; Magnoliopsida; Fabales; Fabaceae. The transcript has 2 exons. The record is from RefSeq and is a predicted model, not a curated record. The coding region runs from base 272 to 1267 and encodes 331 amino acids.